Molecule: messenger RNA, 684 nt
Organism: Cryptomeria japonica (Japanese cedar)
Lineage: Eukaryota; Viridiplantae; Streptophyta; Pinopsida; Cupressales; Cupressaceae
Exons: 3
Coding region: 80-544 (154 amino acids)
Molecular function (GO): carbohydrate binding
Source: RefSeq, a predicted model, not a curated record
AUAUAAUGCCCAUCUCCUUCCCAACUAUACACACCAAAAUUUCUUUGAUUGUUUUGAUUUCUGAGUAGACAAAAAAAUAAUGGCUGCUUGUGUGAAAUCCCUCCUCCCACUGCUCCUACUUGUUGGCAUGCUCGGCCUUCUGACAGUCUCUGCUUCGGCUGAAGCUGUGAAGGUAACUUUUAUAACCGAGCAACAUCUGAACUUCACCGGAGAGCUGUUCAUUAGGGGAAACAGUCCCUCACUGGCAAAUUCUGUGGCCGCGACACAAACGCCUGGUGACAUUUGGGUUUCUACUGUGACAUUAACCAAAGGAAAACCAUACCAGUACAAUUUGAAGGUGCUGCCUCGAGGGUACAUCUUUGAAUGCACCUGUAACCUCUUCAACAAAACGGAACCGACCUUGCAAACGGAGUUGACCGUGCCUGAAGAUUAUCCGUUGUCUAUCUAUCCGGAAAUAGUGACCCGCUACGACUGUAACUUUGCGCUGUGCCCUCGCUCUAGCGACGGGAAGACGGUGCAGUCUAUUCGCCAGGUUGUUGUAUGACAAUCUCUUUCGGAGUAAGACGGAGAUGAUGUCCCUCCACACAUGGGCAUCGUAACAGUGCUGAUAGAAUAACGGCUAGCUUUCUUAAAGCGGCCCUGUAUUAUCUAUAUCUAUAUAUAAUAUGUUAUUUGCUUUGAUAA